Molecule: messenger RNA, 306 nt
Organism: Lottia gigantea (owl limpet)
Lineage: Eukaryota; Metazoa; Mollusca; Gastropoda; Lottiidae
Exons: 1
Source: RefSeq, a predicted model, not a curated record
AUGGAUUAUAUAGAUAUGGAUAAAGCCAGGAAAGACAGAGAGAGAGCAUUCAGAGAAGAACGGAGAAAAGAGAUGAAGAAGGAAGUGGAGAAGGCGUUGAGGAAGAGGGAAGAAGAAUUGAGAGCUAGUGAAGAGAUAGAGGUUUUGGAAGAGAAUGUCGAGCAAGUCAGAGAGAGAAGGCAGAGGAGGGUAACUUUUAAUGUGUCAGAGGAGUCAGUUGAGGUUUCUGGAAUUGUUUUUCAAACAGAAGGAGAGGAGAGAGUGAGAGGAAGAAGGGCUGGAAUGGAGACGAGAAGAGAGACAGAG